AUGACUGACGGAUCAUGGGAUGGUGCACAAGCCUCUAAGACAUCUGAACAACAAUCAGUAGCAACACCAACACGUUUGGGUAUUGGACGUGGAAAACCACGUACAGAAACGAAUAAUGAUGAACUAGUAGCACCACCACCCGGAAAUUGGAAUAGUAAUGGUAGUACUACAUCCGAAAAUUUCAGUACCUUUCGUAGUAGAAACAAUGAUGAAAGCAACAAUCCAAAUAGUAGCAGUGGUAGUGGAGGAUUUGGUUCACGAAAUGCCGGUGGUUUUAAUGGCGGUCGUGGUACAUUUGGUGGAGACAGGGGCGGUGGUAGUAGAGGAGGAUAUGGAUCGAGUAACGAUAGCAGCCCUCGUGCAUGUUAUAAUUGUAAUCAAACUGGCCAUAUCAGUCGAGAAUGUUCUGAACCAAGAAAAGGGAAUCGUGGAGGCUAUGACGGUGGAAAUCGGGGUGGUCACAAUUCGACUAAUAGUCGUGGUGGAUUUCAUUCGGGUGGUAAUAAUGAUCGUAGUGGAUUUAACUCAGGAUUUGGCAAUCGUAAUGGAUUCGAAUCAGGCGGCGGUUUCCAGUCAAACGGUAGUGAUCGUAAUGUGAACUUCGUCUCACCACCAGAUGGUGGAAGUUCAUUGAUGUCAGUCACAGUUAACAAUGAUUUAACAGCUCGUGGUAGUAGUGGAUUUCGAGGUGGCCGAGGUGGUGGCGGAGGAGAAUUCAAUUCCAGUGAUCGUGGUUUUCGUGGUGCUGGUGGCGGGGGACGAGGAGGAGCCGGUGGUAAUUGUUACAAUUGGUACGUUUUGUUUAUGAGUUGCAUUUUAGCACUUCUUUUAUUUGUUAAUAGUAAUGAACCAGGUCAUCAAGCUCGUGAUUGUCCUCAAGAAAGAAAACCUCGUGAUAGUGGCAGUAACAGUUUUGAUAACUCCGGUGGUCGACGAAAUAAUAAUCCAGCGUCGGAUGUGUUUGAUCAACCUGGUGGUCAUCCAACUGAACGUUUUAUUCCACCACCUGCACCAACAACUGAAAAUGGUAUAUUCGGCGAGGCUGUUACAAGAGGUGAAAAUUUUGGAAAAUAUCAUACAGCUCACGUACAAUGUACACCACCAGGCAAAGUACAACCGAUUGAAUUAUACGAAGAAGCAAAUCUUGGUACACAAAUUUUAUCAAAUAUUCGUCGUGCUCAGUUUGAAGAACCAACAGCUAUUCAACGUUAUACAAUACCUUGUAUACGACAACAAGAUGAUAUAAUGGCCUGUGCACAGACUGGAUCAGGCAAAACAGCGGCUUUUCUUCUGCCAAUCAUAUCAAAUUUACUAUCAUAUAAUGCGGAUGAAUUAGCUGAAAACCAAAAUCCACCAGCGCCAUUGUGCCUGAUUGUUUCGCCUACGCGUGAACUUGCUCUACAAACAGAACGCGAAGCAAGAAAAUUUGCAUUCGAAACUUCUGUGAUACCGUGUUCUGCUGUUGGUGGUCAUGAUAUGUUUACUGUAUCGGAUCGUCUUCGACAAGGUUGUCAUAUUCUAUCGGCUACAACUGGUCGUCUUAAAGAUAUGGUUGAAAAAGGCCGAAUUUCGUUGAAAAAAGUGAAAUAUUUUGUUCUUGAUGAAGCUGAUCGAAUGUUGGACACAGGUUUUGAACCUGAUAUUCGUAAAUUAGAAGAUCUCGGUUUACCACCAAAGGAAGAUCGUUGUACAUCGAUGUUUUCUGCAACGUUUCCUACUGAAGUACAACAAUUAGCGAAACAUUUUCUACGUAACGACUAUGUCUUUUUGGCUGUUGGUACACUUGGUGGCGCUAACGAAGAUAUAACACAAUGCAUUGAAGAAGUGCCACAAGGACAAAAAAAAGAUCGUCUUUUUCAAUUACUCGAACAAAAUCUUAAAUCUGAACGCUGUUUAAUUUUUGUUGAAACAAAACGAUCAGCUGAUUACAUAGGUUCGUUACUAUCACAAAAAAAUUUUCGUAGUACAACGAUGCAUGGUGAUCGAACACAACAACAACGACAUCAAGCUGUACAAGAUUUUACAACUGGAAAUUGUCCAAUACUUGUUGCAACAUCAGUUGCUGCUCGUGGUUUAGAUUUUCCUUUAAUCGGCUAUGUUGUUAAUUAUGAUUUACCGGAUUCAAGUGAUUUUUAUAUUCAUCGUAUUGGUCGUACAGGUCGUGCUGGUCAUUUGGGUAAAUCAAUAUCAUUUUUUGAUUCCGGUCGAGAUUCCGACCGAAAAAUUGCUCCUGAUCUAUUAGCAAGAUUAAUUGAAGCUGGUCAAGAGGCACCUGAAUUUCUCAAAACAUUGGUUAAUAGUGGGAAUGUUGGAUUUUACAAUGAAGGUCAAGGUUCACGAAAUACUGACGUACGUGAUGGUCAUAGUCAUUUUCCUAAUCGAAGUAAAGCUGCUGGUCCCAGCGGUGGUACAGCUUCUGCUGGAGCAGCUAACGAAAAUUGGGAUUAA
Rotaria socialis is the source of this 2448-nucleotide messenger RNA. The record is from the annotation of a GenBank genome assembly. Lineage: Eukaryota; Metazoa; Rotifera; Eurotatoria; Philodinida; Philodinidae.